Macadamia integrifolia is the source of this 1241-nucleotide messenger RNA. RefSeq names its product strigolactone esterase D14-like. The transcript is spliced from 2 exons. The record is from RefSeq and is a predicted model, not a curated record. Lineage: Eukaryota; Viridiplantae; Streptophyta; Magnoliopsida; Proteales; Proteaceae. The coding region runs from base 157 to 975 and encodes 272 amino acids.
UCUUACUUUUUAGAAUUCAAAAUACACAAUUUAUCAGAAUAGUGGUUGUAUAAAGGGCUAGCUAGCAUGGAAGCUCUAUCAUUCUAUAGCAUUCAGAAGUACUCAAAGAUCUCUCUUUGGUAGAUCUACCACAGUUACCUUUUUUUCAGCAAACUCAUGGAUUAUCUGAAUGGAAAGGGAGGGAUUGUGGAAGCUCUAAACGCCAAAGUUUAUGGCAAUGGAACAGAAACUCUUGUUCUCUCUCACGGGUUUGGUGCAGACCAGACUGUAUGGCACUAUAUCCUCCCUUACCUUGCAUGCUACUUCAAGGUGGUGGUAUUCGACAUGGUAUUCUCAGCAAAUGUCAAUCCUCAGCUGUACAAUCCUCAUAGAUAUUCAAAAUUUGAUUCCUAUGCAGAAGACCUUAUUUGUCUUCUUGACCAGCUCAAUGUGACCAAGUCUAUCUACUUGGGUCACUCCAUGUCUGCCAUGAUUGGAUGCAUAGCUGCAACACAUAGGCCACACCUUUUUAAACACCUGAUCUUACUUGGCGGCUCUCCAAGGUACCUCAAUUCAAAAGGGUAUUUUGGGGGCUUGGACAGAUCAGAUGCUGAGAUGAUUUUCAAAUCGAUAAAGCAAGAUUACCCUGAAUGGGUGAAGGAUCUUUCUACAAAGGCUGUUGGGGUUAGUGAUACAGCCUCAAUUCAUGAAUUUGAGUACAGUUUGGGGAGAAUGAAACCCAAUAUUACACUCCAUGUUGCUAAAACUGUGUUCUUGAGUGACCUUAGAUGGGUGUUGAGACAUGUUAAGAUACCUUGCACCAUCAUCCAAUCUGAAAGGGACUUUGUUGUUCCAAUCUGGGUUGCAGAUUAUAUGAAAUGUAAGCUUGGUGAUGACACAAAGGUUGAGAUAUUGAAGACAGAAGGGCACCUUCCUCAGCUCACAGCUUAUCCUUUGCUUUUGAACGUAUUAAAGAGAGUACUUUAUAUUAAUUGAUUAACAUAAAGAGGGUAUUUAGAAAUCUCUCUUAUUUGUUCUUCUUUAUGAGUGCAUCAGUAGUAGAUUCACUGAAUUAGAUGAUCUUGGCUACAUUGAUUACCAAGGAUCUGUAAAGUGUGAUUCCCUCUUAUAAAAUACCCUCAAGAAAUGAUCUAAAGUGUUUUAUCUUUCUAUUGAUCGAUGCCUAUGUAAUGACUGCUUCCAAACGAUUGUUAUGGAGUAAAUAAAGGAAAAGUAUGACAAAAUAUUGCACCCUGAUGAUA